AUGAAAAACAAUCCUUGGGUAAGAAGACCGCCACCCUUGAAAGGAGAUCCAGACAGGAGGGAUACUAGCAAAUACUGUGCCUUCCAUGGAACGCAAGGACACACUACGAACAACUGCUUCACUUGGAAAGCACACCUCGAAGAACUCGUGAGGGAAGGUCACUGCACGGAAUUCAUCGCUAAGCAGGCCAUCCAGCAAAUAGAGGACCGCGACACCGCCAAGGAGCCGCCCCGAAAGGUCAUAAGGAUUAACACAAUCCUAGCUGACUCCGAGGAAUCUGGGCUGACCAGAAAGGAAAAAAAAAGAAAGAUCAAACAAGCCACUAUGAUCUCCCAAGUCUCAACCAACCUUCCGCUAGCAGAAGAUGAUCCUGUAAUCGGCUUCCAAAAGAAAGAUUUAAUUGGCCUUGAUCUACCACACAAUGACACUCUUAUCAUAAGCAUUCAAAUCGCUCAGGCCAUGGUCAACCGAAUCUAUGCAGACGAGGGUAGUGAAACCAACAUCCUACAAUUGACAGUUAUCCAACAGAUGGGCUUAGAAGCAAAGAUCAAUAAAUCAGCCAAGUCGCUAACUGGCUUCAAUGGAGCAACAACGGUUACCAUAGACACGAUAAAGCUCGACGUCUACGCCUUACCUGUAAUCAGCUCGCAAACGUUCAUGGUCAUUGAUGAAGUCUCACCCUACAAUGGCAUUCUAGGCAGACCAUGGAUCAGCAAGAUCAACGCCAUCACCUCCGCCACGCAUCAGAAGAUUCACUACCCAAUUCCUUGGGGUGGGAUCGGCCAAAUCAACAGCGAUCAGGCAAUGGCAAGGAAAUGCUCAGGUCAUGGGCUGAAGAAAGGCAAGCAAACAUGGUUCCUCCUUGUGAAUCAGGCAGAACUAAAGGGAGUAGAACAAGCAGAGGAGAAAGCAAAUCCUGUUCCUGACGGCUGA
Prunus armeniaca (apricot) is the source of this 933-nucleotide messenger RNA. NCBI's taxonomy places the organism in Eukaryota, Viridiplantae, Streptophyta, Magnoliopsida, Rosales, Rosaceae. The record is from the annotation of a GenBank genome assembly.